This is a messenger RNA of Nelumbo nucifera (sacred lotus), 3298 nucleotides long. RefSeq names its product glutamate receptor 3.5-like. Gene Ontology annotation, molecular function: ligand-gated monoatomic ion channel activity. Lineage: Eukaryota; Viridiplantae; Streptophyta; Magnoliopsida; Proteales; Nelumbonaceae. The record is from RefSeq and is a predicted model, not a curated record. Gene Ontology annotation, cellular component: membrane.
UUGGAGAUAAUACAUGGGUAUCUGAAACUCGAAGAAGCUUUCAAGUCAACUGUUUAUAUACAUUGAGCAUCUUCCCCAAGCUGAAAAGCUUUUCUUUUGUUCUUUCCUGCUGCUGGUUUGCUGUUGUUAUGUUCUGCAUCUUUAUUUUCUUUUUGUUUCUCAUGUAUGCAGGUACUGAGCUGAAAGUUUCAAGACCAUGUUCUUGUAACUCGAAGAACAAAUCCAAUCGAAAUAGGUCUCCCAUGGAGCUCCAUCAGAUUUUUGAGUCCCGUCGGGUAUUUGAAACGAGACUGCUUCAGCUGUUCCUCUGUUGUUUGUUGACUCUGGAAGUCAGGGGCAGGACUCAAAGGUCCACUACUUCCACAGUGCCAAGUGUUGUGAACAUAGGAACUCUGCUUACCGUCGACUCCAUCAUUGGUAAAGUGUCAAUGCCAGCAAUUUCAGCUGCUGUUGAUGAUGUUAAUUCCGAUCCUACCAUUCUUGGGCGGACAAAGCUGCGUGUUUCCAUGCAGGACACAAAUUGCAGUGGAUUUCUUGGUACUAUAGAAGCUUUGCAGCUCUUGGAGAAAGAUAUGGUUGCAAUAAUUGGUCCACAAUCUUCUGUUGUAGCUCAUGUGAUUACUCAUGUUGCUAAUGAACUUCAUGUGCCACUUCUGUCAUUUGCGGCAACAGAUCCUACUCUCUCUGCAUUACAGUAUCCUUAUUUCCUCCGCACGACACAUAGUGACUUGUUCCAGAUGCAGGCAAUAGUUGAUUUUAUCGACUUUAAUGGAUGGAGGGAGGUAAUUGCAAUCUUUGUGGAUAAUGAUUAUGGGAGAAAUGGGAUAUCUGCAUUGGAUGAUGCUCUGGCUAAGAAACGUUCCAAGAUCUCAUAUAAAGCUGCCUUCCCUCCAGGGGCCUCAAGAAAUGUGAUUCAUGACUUAUUAGUUACAGUAAUUAUGAUGGAAUCUCGAGUUUAUGUUGUACAUGUAAAUCCUGAUUCUGGUUUAACAGUUUUCUCUGUUGCAAACACUCUUCAGAUGAUGGGCACUGGCUAUGUCUGGAUUGCAACAGAUUGGCUCUCUUCUGUUCUAGAUUCAUCAGAACCGAUGAACCUUGAGAAGAUAAAUCUCUCAGGGGUGGUUGCACUGCGCCAUCACACCCCAGAUUCUGACCUCAAAAGGAGUUUCCUUUCUCGGUGGAGCAGCUUACAGCAUAAAGGGAAUGCUAGCUUAAGCCUGAAUUCUUAUGCUCUCUAUGCCUAUGAUUCUGUUUGGUUAAUUGCUCAUGCUCUUGAUGAGUUCCUGAAUGAAGGAGGAAAUAUUUCAUUCUCUAGUGAUCCCAGGUUGCAUGAUGCAAAUGGAAGCACAAUGCAUUUAACAAUGCUUCGAUCCUUUGAUGGAGGGCAGGUGCUGCUUCAGAAAUUGAUGACAAUAAACUUUACGGGUCUAACUGGUCAGAUUCAAUAUGAUUCAGACAGAAAUUUGAUCCAUCCAGCUUAUGAUAUCAUUAAUAUUGGUGGAACUGGGUCUCACAUCAGUAUAGGAUAUUGGUCGAAUUAUUCAGGUCUUUCAGUUGUAGUUCCAGAGGUCUUGUAUACAAAGCCUCCUAACACAUCUAGCAGUAGCCAACAGCUUAAUGACAUAGUAUGGCCUGGUGGAACCACAAAAAGGCCACGUGGGUGGGUGUUCCCCGAUAAUGGGAAGCCUCUAAGAAUUGGGGUUCCUUAUCGAGUAAGUUAUAAGGAAUUUGUAUCAAAGGAUAAGGGUGCCCUUGGGGUGAAAGGGUUCUGCAUAGAUGUCUUUGAAGCUGCAGUGUCCCUGUUGCAGUAUUCUGUUCCACAUACAUACAUAUUAUAUGGGAAUGGUUCAAGAAAUCCUGAUUACAAUGAACUUGUUGAAAUGGUUUACCAAAAUGAUUUUGAUGCAGCUGUUGGAGACAUAACUAUUGUUACAAAUAGGACAAGGAUUGUGGAUUUCACACAGCCUUUCAUUGAAUCAGGCCUUGUCAUAGUUGCUCCUGUCCGACAAACAAAGUCUACUGCUUGGGCUUUUCUAAAGCCUUUUACAGUAGAAAUGUGGUGUACAACAGGUGCUUUCUUUCUCUUUGUGGGCAUUGUUGUUUGGAUUCUUGAGCACAGAUCGAAUUCUGAAUUCCGUGGCCCACCAAGACAACAGUUUAUAACUGUGUUUUGGUUUAGUUUCUCAACGAUGUUUUUUGCUCACAGAGAAAACACUGUGAGCACUCUUGGACGUUUGGUGUUGAUCAUAUGGCUAUUUGUAGUGCUAAUUAUCUCUUCGAGUUAUACAGCUAGUUUGACAUCAAUCCUGACGGUGGAACAGUUGACAUCACAGAUCGAAGGGAUUGACAGCUUGAUAUCAAGUAAUGAACCUAUUGGGUAUCAGGACGGGUCCUUUGCAAGAAAAUAUAUGAUUGAGGAACUCAACAUUCCAGAGUCCAGGCUCAAGAACCUAAGAGACCCGAAGGAAUAUGUUGAUGCCCUCCUGCGUGGACCAAAAGGUGGUGGGGUUGCUGCAAUUGUUGAUGAACUACCUUAUGUUCAGAUUUUCUUGUCCAAUACCAAUUGCAGAUUCAGGAUUGUGGGACAGGAGUUCACAAAAAGUGGAUGGGGAUUUGCAUUCCAGAGGGACUCCCCUCUCUCUGUUGAUUUGUCAACCGCCAUCCUUCAGCUCUCAGAGAAUGGUGAUCUCCAGAGGAUCAAUAAUAAAUGGUUGUCAACAAAUGACUGCUCCAUGGAAGUUGAAGAUGUAGAUUCCAACCGGUUGUCUCUCAGUAGUUUUUGGGGCCUCUUUGUCAUGUGUGGUAUUGCAUGCUUCAUUGCACUUCUUGUGUUUUCCAUUAAGGUACUUCGUCAGUACCGCAGGUAUGACUCAGAGGUGGAGGAGGAUGAAGAAGACUCCAAUUCAGUGUCUCAGCAAGCAACCCGCUCAACUAGCUUCAAGAACCUAAUUGAGUUUAUUGAUAAGAAAGAAGAAGAGAUCAAGAACAAGCUCAAGAAGAAGGUAAAUGAUAGUAAGCAACAACAAAGUAAUAAGAGCUCAGAUGGAGAGUCUAGUUCUUGAGAAGUGUAGAGAAGAUGGGCCGAAUGGCCCAUAGGUUGCUUAUUCCUUCUUGUUAUUUAUGUUUCUUUUYUGUAAUGGGCCUUAUUCUGGGUCCAUCCUGUCAAUAUUAAGUUCUGUGUAAAUUCUUGCCCAACUAAGGGCCUCUUUGUAAUUAUUCAAAUAUUUCUAAUAAAACAGUGUUAGGGGGCUGAGAGAGUGUGAGUUCGAAAUCCUCUUCUCAGACCCUCAUUGCUGAA